AUGGAUGUUGGCGGUACGACGGCGUCGGCGACGGCUACCCCGGAGUCCACAGUUUUAGCGGAAAAAUCCAGCAUCACACCGAAAGCAGUGAAUGAAACGUCUUCAACAUCCGAUAAAAACGGUUCAAUACCUGAUUCGAGCUUAGAUUCGAUGAAGGAUUCCACUGGUGUAGCAGAUUCUUCUAAAGAUGUUGCCAAGACGUCGAUGCUGCCAGAGAAAAAAACAAUGGACACUAUCGCUUCCAAUGCAAGCGAAUCGAGCAGCAAAGGAGAGCUACAAAAAAUUCCCGUCAAAUUGUCCAGUGUUUCGAGUGGCGAUCCAAUGAUGACGAAUAAAGAUGGAGAGGCUAAGGUGCUCACGAGCAGUGACAAAGGUAUAACCGCAAAAUCGGAUCAUCAUAAAGAUGAGCUCGAUCAUGACGAUGACGACGACGAUCUGUUGAAGCGGAUGGAAGCGAUAGAGAAAGGAGAGGAUAUUGUUAUUCCUGUUAAAUACGAGCAGAAAAAAGAUGAUCCAACCCAUCAAAAUGGUAUGUUAGAGAAAAUGCCCGAAAAACAAAUUGAAGUUGUACCGCCCAAGCUGAAGGAUGCCGGCAAGACGGGAGAAUCCGUUGCCAAACCAAGUCAAUCGAGCUCACUGACAAAGGUGGUCGCCCCAGUGGCAGAAUUCUGUCUGGAUAAACCAGUAGAAGCAGUGAAUCCAAACGCCAAGAGAAAACAUUCUCUCAAUGAAACCGAGUCAAACGAACCAGAAAUGAAAAAAGCACACGUCGAUGAUUUAACGUUGGAACCUAAAUCAAGUCCCCCAAAAACAUCUUCGGAAAAGACAAGUUCCCCUACCAAACUUUCGAGUGAAUCUUCUGCGGGGCCAUCAGUAUCGAAGUCGAACUUCGUAGAGAAGCCAUUGGAAAAGCCUCCUUCGGUCGAAAAAAUGGAGGUUGAUGGUUCGCCGGAAUCGGAUGUUUCAUCCCCCAAGAGUGUAGACACCAUUUCUAAUGUAGAACCAAAUUCCCAACCUGGUACAACGGUAGAGGAUAAAUCAGAAGAAAUAAGUUCAUCUGUUGUAGAGGAAACUAUGCGUCAGGAAAGUGAUUGCACCGAGAGCGGCAAAAUGGAUAACUCAAACGUGUCUAGUUCGGAUGAUAAACGGGAAGGUACGAGCGGAAAAAUUAAACCCGUAGAAAAUGAAGUAUCCGCUUCGGUUUUGCCAACACCUUCCGAGGAAGAAGCGAUGGAUGUGGAUGAAGACGGGAAUGACGUGGCGGAGAGCAGCACUCCUGCAGCAACAAAUGCUGCCGCUGGCAGCGUACCUGUGGAAGAACCACUGUGCAUCAAAAAGGUUGCGUAUUUGUGCACUGACGAAGAACAACGUGGCGAGCAAAAAGGUGAUUCAAAAUCCAUGGGUGCUACGGAAAAACCUUGCGGCAGUUCUCUAGCUACGUCGUCUACUCUGACAGCCUCUGCUAAAACGGCUAGCACGUCAGAGGUAACUGAAAGGAUGGAAGUUGAUUCUGCGACAAAAGCUACAUCCGGUACUGCGGGCACUACAAAACCGCUCAUUCAAUGUGAGGAAGUGGUGGAUAGCAGCAAUGCUACUGUUCCCACAAAAAAGCCGGUUGUUGAACGCGCUGAAAAAUCAUUGGGAUCCAUAAGCCUGAGCAAUGUAGCAGCAAUAUCGGAGGAAAGUUUUGUUGAAAGUACACAACCGUCCUCUAGUAGUGACACAAAAAAGCAAUCAGCAGUGGAAAAUCGAAUGAACGAUCAAGCUCGCGAAGUGGGCCUCCGCGCUGGACUGCAAACAAAACCAACAAGUACACCGAAGAACACUAGUGUAUCGCUGGUUCCUUCUUCAAUUAACCCGUCGACACUGAAGACGUUAAAUCCGCUACGAACAUCGGCCGUUAGUUCGUCUAACGUAUGUAGUGCUACUUCGGUGCAGCCUAACAUGGCCAAAGUAAGUUCAGGAAGUGUUAAUAAAGCCACAAAUCCUGCAACUUCGCCGGUAGAGAGCCGCCGAUCAGAGGUGGGUGAUACGACAACGAUGACCACGACCACUACCUCAACGGUGGAGACUGCAAGUGUGGCAAAGAAGGCAGGUUUGUUGACCACAAACGCAGAAAGUAGUAUGUCUUCUAAAGCAGAAACCGAAGCAUUACCGCUUUCGACGAUGUCCGGUGCAACUUCUGCUUCGUCCGUCAAAUCAUCACCACCGAAAAAAGAAUCGCAUCGUGAAGAAUCUAAGGGGAACCUGAACACAGCCGAUCCCUCGGAGGUGGAUUCAUGUACGGCAGCCGUUUCUGAUACGAAUACUUCAGAGGAUGUCAACGUUUUUCUGACCAACGUGCGAAAAUUGAAUGGCAUAUCUUCUACUUCCGGCGGAACUGAAAUGGAUGUGAAAACCGAUGUAGCCAAUUCCCACACCUCCGUAAAGCAAGAGGAUGACAACGUUAAAGCCAGCAACAGUUCCGAACAGCUUCAUUUGCUUGGCACCGUGUGUGGCAUGGCUUCCCCAGAGCAACAAUACGAAGUAACUAUCUGGUGUGAGGGACAGGAUCUACAGUUCAUGUCGGUAAAGCGAAUUGUCGAUGAAAAAAUGGUCCGUGAACCCGCAGCAACUACCAGCGAUGGUGCUUUGCAUGGCGUCUGCAAAAUUGAUUCAUCCUCAAAACAAACAUCAACAGGGCCCAGUUCAAAUGGCAGAUCGGGAAAUAGUAUAGGGCCAUCGAAGCUCUCAGAAACCCAUAUCGCAAGCAGUGGUCAGCCAUCAGAAAACUCGUCUUCAUCUACAUUAACCGUGUCAGAAGUGAAAUCGACACAAUCACCCUCAGUGCCGUACUUGAAGCAAACUAUCUCAGGAUCGAAGGCACUGUGCGAUCUAAUGAUCGAAAAAUUCAAGAAGCUUAGGCAAUUCUACGCUCCCGACGAUGGGUCCGAAAGUGCUGAAGGCCUGGCUGGCGAUACCGAUGCGCAUUUGUUAAAGAUUCCCAAAACUCCCGUCAACGCUCGAGGAGGGCAACGUAAAGAAAGUGCUAAGAAGAGUACUCCUCGUGGUCAGAAACGUAACAAGACGGUAGAUACCGAUGAUGACGACGAUAGCUCCGCCAAUAAUGCUCGUACUCCUCGUUCCACUGGUUCGUCUGCCACAAAGCAACCAGCCAAACGAACAAAGGGAGGAUUGAGUAUAAGCCCCAACGAAUCCCCGAUCGUUACCUCUACUUUGUCACCGAAGGUCAAAAAUAGCAUCGAACCGAAGCAGUUCGAUAUUUGCUGUUUGGCCCGAUGGACAGAUCGCAAAUACUACGCUGGUCGGGUAACGAAUUACAGGGAAGACAAUAAGUACGUCGUUGUGUUUGAAGAUGGGUGCUCAAAGACGCUGUCGCGAGACAUAAUCGUGUUCGGGGAGGAUGGCGUAUUGCCGAUUCAGCAUCAUUCGAUACAUGCACUGACCGGAAACGACACCUACGAGCCUGCUAUCGUAGAGGAAAUCAAACGAAACGAACUUAACGAAGUCGUGUAUUUUGUGCGGACGGCAGCCAGGACCCUGACCAUAACGGCGACCGAUAUAUAUCUCACUGAUGAGCAAGCGAAAUGGAUUCAUAACGCUUGCAAGGAUAAACCGAAUCCAAUUCAGCAACUGCUGCAAUCCGGAUCGGAUGCCGCAUCAACAAUGGACGGUGGUGAUAGGAUCGCUGGGACUGUUGGGACUGUUUCGGAAGGAACUGGAAGUUUAACUGCAUCAGACCUGGGAGCAGACAACGGAAACAAAGGUGCUCGUUCCACUCGGAGCACCAAACUGGUAACUCCGGAGGCCGGAUACUCGGGAGGUGUUGGUAAAAAAGGACGUCGAGGUCGAAGAAAUCAACCACCAGCUCCUGAAUGUAACAUAUCAGAAUGUAGCGACGUAUCGGACACCUAUGAAGAUGAAACACCAGUACCUGUAAGUCCCGAAACGGGUUUAGAUGCUGUAGAUGGUGUACAGCCAGAACUGCAACGCACCGAACAAGAAUCCGAGCUUACCAGAAUGUGCAUAGCUUCGGAAUAUUUUGGCUCCGAUGUGAAGUUUACACUAGAUCAACUGCUAGGACCGAUACCUUCCGGAGCGAAGUCAUUAUUUCGAAAUAAGCAUUUUCUAUUAACUUGUACCAUUCCACCAAAAGGCAUUGCUUCAGACUCUAAAAAUAGGCAGUUUUCUAGUGUUCCGUUUGUGAAACAACAUCUCCGGCGGCAAAUUGAAGCUGGGGGCGGAAAAGUAUACCAGUUCUUCGAGGAUGUGCCCAAAAAUAAGUACAAAAAUUGUAAGCUGAUAGCUCCUCGUCCUUCGACUACGGCAAUGUAUGUGCAGUGUUUAGCUAGCAAUAUUGUGGCCGUAUCGCACGAAUGGAUAAUCCAGUGCUGUGAGGUGUUAACAGUCGUCGACCAAAAACCAUUUGUGUUACCGGUUGGGUGGUCGUUCCUGGAAGAGCGCUACAUUGAAUGGAGUAGUGGACGGGGAAAAGAUAAGCGUUCAUAUGCAAAGCCUUUCACAAUGAUCUCGAUUAAUGUAGCGAGCUUAUGCAAAGAUUUCAAUGAUUUUUGGAGCCGAGUUUGCAAACUGGCCGGUGCUACUGUUCGUUUAAUCAAAACCGAGUCUGAUGUUACUGAGAACUUGAAGGGAUACUUACUAACGGAUCAGGAGUUUCCUGAAGAAAUCAAGAUCAAAGCAGCACGAAAUGGGCUUCUAGUAGUAUCCACCGUUUGGGUGGUACAGUGCUUGAUAUUAGGACGAAUAUGCCAUCCGAAAAGUAACGAAAAACUGACCCAAAUUUAUCAAGAAGAUGACUAUUAAGCCCUGCAAAGGACGAGAAGAACUAAGGUAUAUUCACGGAUGUACGUGUUUUCAUGUUUGUUACGUUUUUUACGUGAAUAGUGCAAUUAUGUAAGGGCAAACAUGGGAACAUACCUUUUGCUUUUGGCGUGCUAGACCACCACGCAAUUAGAUCAUUUCAAAAGUGCAUUUAAUACAACCGAGGUAAAGCUGCUGUAAUAAACGAGAGUGGAGUAAAAAAAAUAGUUGGUAAUAAUAUUCACGUUGA
Messenger RNA from Anopheles nili, 5071 nucleotides. Its product is annotated as mucin-5AC-like. Bases 1 to 4824 code for a protein of 1607 amino acids. Gene Ontology annotation, molecular function: histone binding. Gene Ontology annotation, cellular component: nucleus. Lineage: Eukaryota; Metazoa; Arthropoda; Insecta; Diptera; Culicidae. The transcript is spliced from 7 exons. Gene Ontology annotation, biological process: DNA damage checkpoint signaling; positive regulation of transcription by RNA polymerase II. The record is from RefSeq and is a predicted model, not a curated record.